GUCCAUCAUAUUUCUCUGCUGCUGCUACUCUCUCUCUCUGCUUUCUUCUUCUUCUCUCAAGAGAUAGAUAGAUAGUUUUGAUUCAAAAAAAUCUCCUUCAUCUUCUUACUUCGAUAUCUUCCAAGUAGAAUCCUAAUCCCUCUUCCGCUUCAACAAUCAGAAUUUGGGUUUGGCGAAAGAUGCUAACUUUGAAAGUGAGACUAAUCGUUUGAGUCAAAAACAUGCGAAUUUUGUGUGAUGCUUGUGAGAGCGCCGCCGCUAUCGUCUUUUGCGCCGCCGACGAAGCUGCCCUUUGUUGCUCCUGCGACGAAAAAGUUCACAAGUGCAACAAGCUGGCUAGUCGGCAUCUUCGUGUAGGCUUAGCUGAUCCGAGUAAUGCGCCAAGCUGUGACAUAUGCGAAAAUGCACCCGCAUUCUUUUACUGUGAGAUAGAUGGUAGUUCCCUUUGUCUACAAUGUGACAUGGUAGUACAUGUUGGUGGCAAGAGAACACACAGGCGGUUUCUGUUGCUGAGACAGAGAAUUGAGUUCCCAGGCGAUAAGCCUAAUCACGCCGACCAACUGGGAUUACGGUGUCAAAAGGUUUCCUCUGGUCGCGGUCAAGAAUCAAAUGGAAAUGGUGAUCAUGAUCAUAAUAUGAUUGAUCUGAACUCCAAUCCUCAAAGAAUACACGAGCCUGGAUCAAAUCACCAAGAGGAGGGUAUUGAUGUAAAUAACGCAAACAAUCAUGAGACUGAAAAGUGAUCACAGAUACACAAGAUCAAAUAACAAAGCUUGGAAGAGAUA
Molecule: messenger RNA, 785 nt
Organism: Arabidopsis arenosa
Lineage: Eukaryota; Viridiplantae; Streptophyta; Magnoliopsida; Brassicales; Brassicaceae
Source: the annotation of a GenBank genome assembly